Messenger RNA from Lactuca virosa, 213 nucleotides. The record is from the annotation of a GenBank genome assembly. NCBI's taxonomy places the organism in Eukaryota, Viridiplantae, Streptophyta, Magnoliopsida, Asterales, Asteraceae.
AUGCAACCCUCUUCACAGCUCUGUCAAGCAUUGAAUCGUGGUGAUUUACCUACAGCCCUCAAAAUCCAGUUUUUUGUAGCACCCAAAAAGGGGAAGAAACUGGGACACAGACGAAGACGUCAAUGGGACAAAAGUUGCAAGUUUUUGUUCAUUCUGGAAUCUUGUCUAUUAGCCGAGAUUAUGUUAUCCUCACAACAAGAUUAUGUUUCCUAG